ACACCCCUGGCCCGGGCCCUGGACCGAAAAGAUACCUUCUGUAAAAAAAAAUGUGCUGCAGUGAACACAUGAGACACCACCGUAGGCCAAACAGGAGCACACAGACUACUCGCGCUGACGUGACGCGACCAAUGUGGGAGGCGCUGUUGUCGCCAUAGGAAACCGAGAGAGCAGCAACAUUUUUAGCGGACCCAUACCAGGAAUUAGGUGGGUCUGCUGUUUGAGGAACUGGGACAUUGUAAUAUAUAGAAAAAUGUUACAUCUGCUGCUCCAGACAGUAUAAUCAUGGCGAUUGCGAAACGCUUAUGGAUGGACACAAACGAGAAUCCCCAAUGAAGGUGGCAGCGUUUGAGAAAUGGAGAACUACGAGGAGUUCUGCGCGCGAAGCCUUGCCAGGCUGCAGCUGCUGGAAGAAAAAGAAGAAACUAUGCGCUGCCCGCCACCUGGCCAGUGGCACCAGCCCUCCCUCAUCCGUAUCCGCGGCAGACCUAUACUCUCACCCCUGCUGAAUGAGGAGGCGAGGAGGGAGAUGUGUGUGUACAGGGAGAGGGCCGUGGAGAGAGCUGCAGAGAGAGAGGUCCAGCGCAGGAGCAGACUGAUCACACAGGUGCAGAGCAUCCUGGACAGCGCACAGAAAUGUAGCACACAUCACCAAUCCGAAGCCGCUGCUUAUGCACGUGCUGAAGAAGACCACAGCCCUGACACGGACACCGAGCGGCACAUGGGCUCUCCAGAGCCGGACAGCCUACUGGAGGGACGGCCAGACGGGCCAGACACGGACACCACAUGGCAGACAGAGCCCUGCUCUCCUCCCCUGCAGCUGGAGGAGGUGGAGCUGGAGCUGGAGCUAGAGGUGGAGGAGGAAGAGAAGAAGAACGAGGGGAACAAUGGUGAAGAGGAGGAGGAGGAAGAGGAAGAGGAGAUGAGUCUACAGAGCCUGCUGCGGAGGUCACGGCAGUACAUGGAGCGGGAGCAGGGGCGCGCAGGGUUAAAGGGUAGCUGCGGCCGUGCCAACGUGGUCCGCUCGCCCACACCGCUGGUUGCCGCGACAACAGGGACUGGGACAAGGGCUGCGCUGGGGAACGAGAGCCUGUCCGACAAGGAGAACGAGAACGGCAGUCUGGUGCCAGGGGCGACAACACAGACUGCCCAAGGCCCCGCGUCGGCCGUCAGGAGCCCCGUGCAGCAGGAGCAGGCUGUGCGCCACAGUCCAACCGGCACGGGGCCGCGCUGCGCCCGCUCCCCUGAUGGCGUGCCGGGACGUGGGCCCUCCCCCUCCCCCGCCCUGCCCGGCAGGUUCGUCCAGCCGGAACCCACGCCGAGCCUGAGCCCCAUCCCGCGGCCUCACCGUGGCCGGCCCAGACCCGUCUCCACGGGGGACAUCCUCUUCUCGCUGCCCGUGGAGGCUGGUAUGGGCCGGCCCAGGGAGUUCGCCGGAGCCUCCUGGCUCACUAUGGACCAGAGGUCGCCCGAUCACCACCACCACCACCACGGCACCUCCAGUGCCAACUCUCUUGCCAGCAGCCGGCGUGCCAGUGCCAGUGCCAGCCAUGAGAACGGAGGAGGGGUGACCGGUGCUGCCAGCGUCUGUGCUGCCAGUUUUGUAAUGGGUGCCAGCGGCUCGAGUCUGCCCGGCGGCGUGGAGGGAUUCCGCAGGAGGUCCCACACGCUGGACAGCCAGUCGGGUGGCCGCCCAGUGGACCGCAGUCAGGAGAGGCUGCCGCGCUUCAUGGCGGGAGUGGCCCAGGUGCAGAUCUCCACCCGCAGGUCUCCGCCUGCCCCUGGCCCCGGCCCUGGCUCCUGCCCUGGGUCCGUGCCCUCGCCUUACUUGCUGUACGGGCAGGAGAGCCCCGUGCCCGCCCUGCUGCGCUCUCACGCCACCCCUGACCCCGUGACCGCGUCCUGCCAGGUCAGGCGCCGGCUGCACAGUGACAGCGACCACGAGGGCAGGCUCACCCCCGGCCUCCUCGGUACGCCUGGGGAGGGCAAACACACAGACUCGGUGGAUGCAGUCCAGUGGCGUGUUCAUGCUCUCGAAGAGGAGCAUGCGUUCCAACUGUCUCAGCUUCUGGCCGAGCAGGAGAGGGAGCAACAGUGCCUCCGCGAGGUCAGAGGCCUAAACUGCACCCAACCACUGCAUGCAGAGGAGCUACACUACUCUUACAGACGUUCUGAAGGGCUGGACAGCACGGAGCGGCGUCUGUCUGGGGUGUCUUUGGAGGGCACAGUGGAGUGGAGGGGUGGCAGGGAGCACUACCCAGCCUCCAGCCCAGCCGAGAGGUCCCCCCCUCAGGGCAGCUACAGCAUGGGUUUCCCCUCUCCUCUAAGUCCUGGUGUAGCUACACCCUCUACUCCGCCUGCCUACCAGUGGGGACCUGCUAGAGUCAGCACUAAGCCCAGGAACAGACUAAGCCAGGUGCUGAGUGCUGAGCAGCAGAGGGCGCUGUGCCGACUCACAGCCGUGGCCAGAGGCUUCCUCAUCCGUAGGCUGCUCAACACAGAGAAGGUCAAACACCUCAGACAGACAGUGCAGGACACGCAGGAGUUUAUUGGCUCCUUCCACACUGAUGUGCCCCCGAGAAGAGCCUCCCUCUCACCACAGGACCAGUCCCUGCAGGAGAGAGUAAGAGCGCAGCUGCGUGCGGCCCUGUUUGACAUCCAUGACAUCUUCUUUGAGCUGAGCCUGGAGGAGCGCCUGGCUCUACUGCAACAGGACCGAGAGCUACGCACCGAGAGAAAACUGAGGGACAUGGAGAAGGCCAAGGCCCCUAAGGACCGCAGGUGUCUGUCUGCUGCCACACAGAAGUCCCUCGACCGGAAGAAGCAGAGAGUGGGGGAAUCUCCAGGCCCAGUGAGGAAGACACAACAGAAGCCAAAGAGCCCUACAACUAAUAGGAUACUGCAGCCCAGCCAGGGUCAGAAUGCCCCGUCCCCUGGCAACCUCUACCGCCAAGGGAGCUGGUACAAGAAGACUCCAGAGGAACGCGUGAAGCGCACCAACAGCCUGAAGAAGCAAAACUCGCUGGGUUAA
This is a messenger RNA of Engraulis encrasicolus (European anchovy), 3031 nucleotides long. Its product is annotated as centriolar coiled-coil protein of 110 kDa-like. NCBI's taxonomy places the organism in Eukaryota, Metazoa, Chordata, Actinopteri, Clupeiformes, Engraulidae. Bases 356 to 3031 code for a protein of 891 amino acids. The transcript is spliced from 14 exons. The record is from RefSeq and is a predicted model, not a curated record. Gene Ontology annotation, biological process: centriole replication; centrosome duplication; negative regulation of centriole elongation. Gene Ontology annotation, cellular component: centriole.